AUGGUUCUGGGUCGUCUAGCCCAUUACACGCUCGACGUGGUUCUGCUUGCGACGGUCGCGGCCGGCGUCAAAAGGAGCACCGGGUUCCAGUCAGUCCACACCAUUCCUCCGUACCUACAAUGCAGCUUCGACACACGAGUCCUGACGAUCGUUUUCCUUCUUUAUUCUUACCGCACCCAUUCAUCCCCCACUCCUACUUGGGCUCCAUCUACGCACGACACGCUGUCCCCCCCCCACUUCCCCUCUGCGUCCCCCUCCUCAUACCCCACCUGCAGAGUCUCGACCCGAGGUCUCCCCGAAGGCCCUGUACAACAAACGGCGGAAACGGUGCUCGGCGUGGGGGAGAAGGUGUUCGACUACACCGCCGCGCUGAGUUAUUCGAGUGGGUGGUUCGAGCGCGAGUUGCCGACGGCGGCGUCGAACUUGCCCAGGAAGUGA
Messenger RNA from Microbotryum saponariae, 438 nucleotides. NCBI's taxonomy places the organism in Eukaryota, Fungi, Basidiomycota, Microbotryomycetes, Microbotryales, Microbotryaceae. The record is from the annotation of a GenBank genome assembly.